CGUGUGCAGACCUUGUGUGCCUCUGUUAGUGCAAAGAAAUACCUGCAAAGGAAACGUGCUGUAUCUCAAACCAGCCUGUACAUCUAGACACCAGCAGCAGAUUCCCAUGUGCUCCCGCAGCACACAGAACAGCUAUGUCUGGAAUUAAUAUCAUGUUAGGAAUUGUGCUGUUCCUCAUUGUUUCUGCUUCUGAUCUGAAACACCAAGUCCAGUCAAUGGCUAUUGAAGAGGUCCUUACUGGAGAGAAUAUAACUCUCAAAUGUGACAUGAAACAUGACGGGGAAACCUCUUGGUUUGUACUUUAUCCAGAACAAGCUCCGAUUCACAUCUUUCAGGGUGUUUUAAAACUAAUAGACAAUACAACAAACUCUGCAUACUUCAACGGCUUCAGUGAAUCUCGUUUCUACCCCCUGCUGAACCGCACGACCUGGACUAUCAGUAUGAGGAUAGACAAUGUUUCUCAGCAGGAUUUUGCUUUGUAUUUCUGCAUGGUUCGAGUGAGAGGAGAAAUGAAAUGUGGAAAUUUAACAAAACUUGUGUCGGCGCAGAACUCACCGUCAGAACCGAAAACAGAAACGAACAAUGGUUCAAAAGGUGAGCUGUGGUGUAGUUUGCUGGACUGCGUCUCCUUAGUAUUCGUGAUCGUCUCCUCUGCCUUCGUCUGUUACUUAGAGAAAAGAGGAGGAAGAAAGAGGUGUACAGUACGCCGGUCUAGAUCUGACAACAACGCCCCAGUGCAAAAAAUACAUGAAAAGGAGAGAACACGAUUCUAGGCAGUGACCUAUUUCUAUACUUCUAUGUUUUGUUUUUUUUCUUAAAUGUAUUAAUUUAAGCAAUUAUAGGGUACAAUUAGUAUAACAAUGCAGGUGGCAAGUCAAUCCAAGCAACGUCCCUGCAGGUAACACUGAAUCCCCCACACUGUACUUCCCCCCAACGUCCCAGAAUUCGAUCAACGAA
Molecule: messenger RNA, 957 nt
Organism: Polyodon spathula (Mississippi paddlefish)
Lineage: Eukaryota; Metazoa; Chordata; Actinopteri; Acipenseriformes; Polyodontidae
Exons: 5
Coding region: 135-773 (212 amino acids)
Source: RefSeq, a predicted model, not a curated record